AUGCACGGAACUUAUCACGACCUCUAUUUCUGUCCGAGAGUGCUUUUGUUUACUAUUACACUUCUACUGGUACCAACACUAAGUUUUGCUACGUAUGGUAUUUCCGCGAGUAUACAGCGAGAUGUUCUACCGAGAGGUCCACAUGUAUGUGGUUCAAGUCAUUCUUCACCAUGUUGUCCGGGAUGGAGUCAAAGACCAUCUAGUGGGAUGUGUUUAACUCCGAUAUGUAGAGGUAACUGCGGAGAUGGUGGUAUCUGUAGUAGUCCUAAUAUGUGUACACAAUGUAUCCAUGACGACGGUGGUAGGAAAUGUACAUCAGUGACUGCUUCUUCAUCACAGAAUGUGCCAGGUUUAUCUUCUAGUUGGACAGAUCAAAACCAGGAUAGAGAAAGGAUAUCUGACGGGUUACAAUGGCAACAACCUCAGCAACCUUCACAAGAGAGACCAGAGACUCUUGAUAGAAGUGACCUAUUUCCAGGCCAGUACCCACAACAACCACAACAACCUGAACAUGGUCAGUUACCGUGGAGACCGAUGGCACAGAACCCAGGAACCUACCAAAGUGCCCAUUUAUCAGAGUCACAGCAGCCGCCUCAAACUGAAUUACCGUGGCAACAAUCAGAAGAGUUACCAGAUCUGGAUAAUUUUCAAAACAUAUAUUUAUCGCAACCACAACAGCCACAACAAUGGAAACAACCAUCAGGAGUGCCAGAUAUUGAUAAUUUUAAAAGAACUUACUCAUCACAACUACAACAAAAUCCAUUACCAUGGCGACGACAACGUAUCGAGGUCCAAGUUAGUCGGCAGUCAGUGGUACCAGAUAUGGAUAAAUAUCAGCAGCCCCAGUUGUCAGAUCCACAGCAACCGCAAAACAUUCAGUUACCAUGGCAACAACAAUCUCAUGUACAACCAGAUUCAGAUCCCUACCAGCCGCACCGAUCAGGAGUGAUUUUAGAACCACAUCAGUCAUAUGCAUUUGAUAGUUUACCAUCGGUACAAGGAAUGUCCAGUCCUUGUCCUCCAGGCUAUAUAGUGUCAACUAAUUCCCAGAGUUGUAUAG
Molecule: messenger RNA, 1060 nt
Organism: Saccoglossus kowalevskii
Lineage: Eukaryota; Metazoa; Hemichordata; Enteropneusta; Harrimaniidae
Source: RefSeq, a predicted model, not a curated record